This is a messenger RNA of Paramecium pentaurelia, 183 nucleotides long. The record is from the annotation of a GenBank genome assembly. Lineage: Eukaryota; Ciliophora; Oligohymenophorea; Peniculida; Parameciidae.
AUGGAUUUCUUAGGAAUCAAAAACAAUAAAUUCAUUAAGAAUAAAGAACUUAAUAGAUAAUAAGAGGAAAUGUUCUUGAUAGAAGAUAAUUUAUAACAAGAUGAUAAUGAAACACAUAUUAUUGUUCCAGAAUCUCCAGAAUUUAAAUUCAUUUAAACAAUUAAACAAAAAAGAACUUUUUGA